Molecule: messenger RNA, 1827 nt
Organism: Exophiala oligosperma
Lineage: Eukaryota; Fungi; Ascomycota; Eurotiomycetes; Chaetothyriales; Herpotrichiellaceae
Exons: 5
Coding region: 1-1602 (533 amino acids)
Source: RefSeq, a predicted model, not a curated record
AUGUAUGCGUUGCUGCACGUCUUGGUAGCAGCCUUCGCCUUCUGCAUCGUGGGCGACGCUGCUCCAGCAAGUGUAGCAAGUGUGGCAAGUGUAGCAAGCUCGACCGCUCCAACUGUCACGAUCGAUUCGGGAGCGGUGGUUGGUACGACGACCCUGCUUGCUGGCGCCACAGUCACGGUCGACAAGUACCUAGGAAUUCCGUUUGCAGCAUCUCCGACACGAUUUGCACCAGCGGUCAAGCCAACACCAUGGAAGUCGCCUUACCGCGCAACGAAGUAUGGUCCAGCAUGCAUACAACAGUUCAAUUACCCCGAAGCGUCGCGCAAUCUGACAAUGUCAUGGUUCAACACCCCGCCUCCGCCGGCGGGUGAAAGCGAGGAUUGCCUAAACUUGAAUGUCUAUGUUCCUGCAACUCCUGGGAAAAACAAAACAGUCAUGGCAUGGAUCUAUGGAGGUAGUCUACAAUUCGGGUCCAACUCAGCUUUGUACUACGACGGGACAUCAUUCGCAGCGAACCAGGAUGUCAUUAUUGUGACACUGAAUUAUCGGACAAAUGUGUUUGGCUUUCCCAACUCUCCCGAGCUGCCCUUGGCCAGGCGCAAUCUGGGAUUCUGGGACCAACGUCUUGCUCUUGACUGGAUCCAAAGAAACAUUGCGGCUUUUGGUGGCAACCCUAAGAAGGUGACGAUUUUCGGAGAGAGUGCCGGUGCAGCGAGUGUGGACGCCCUUGUAACGAGCCUGCCAAAGAAUCCUCCUUUUCGAGCAGCGAUCAUGGAAUCUGGGCAGACAUCAUUCUACAUCAACCCGACCAAUGCGCCGACCUCGUGGCUCGCACUGGCUGCUGCCUUGAACUGCACCCAGACUCAUCCCCACUCGAACCUGACUUGUCUCCGAGACGCAAACGCGACCGUAAUCAAGUCCACGAUCGAGCACAUGGCUUUACCGUUUCGCCCUGUAUCGGACAAUGUCACUCUGCUCCGCUACCCGGAAGAAGCAAGGGUGAACAGGAGCAUCGCGCCGGUUCCGAUCCUGACGGGCACCAAUGGCAACGAAGGCACAAUCUUCACCAUCGGCCAAAGCGACUCUGCUGCAUAUCUCGCCUCCGUGCUGGGCAACCAGACCUCACUGAUCCAGAACAUCCUCGCGGCGUACCCUCUCCCACCUGCAGAGCAACUCGCGGCGAUCGCGACCGACUUCAUCUUCACCUGCCCGGCUGGCAACUUGGCCAACGACUCUCGCGCCGCCGGCUUCCCGACGUGGCGCUACUACUUCAACACCACGUUCCCCAACACCCAAUUCUUCCCGGGGUCCGGGGCCUAUCAUUCCUCGGAGAUUUCGCUCGUCUGGGGAACGUACCCGCGGGCCAACGCGACCGACGACGAGAAGGCACUCAGCCAGUACACGCAGAGUGCAUGGGCGACCUUCGCGCGCAACCCUCCCGCCGGCCCUGGCUGGGAGGGAGUACCCAGGGUGGCCGAUUUAGGAGUCGGGGGAAUUUUGAACAAACCCAUCAAUGCGGGUGUGAUUGACAAGAACUGCCACUUCUACCGACAAUACUAUAAUACACUUGGAAGUGCAGUGGCAGGAGUUGGAGGUGGUUGACGGCCGUCAGUGUCGGGGGCUGAGAGAAAGGUGCGAAUGGAUGUGGAUGUAUGUGUGUGGAAAUGGUAAUCAAUGACGAGCAUGAACCCGAGAAAGAGAGAGAGAGAGAGAGAUGGAUACAUAUAGACCGGGACACAGUAGGUAAUAGUGCCCCUGACUUUGACUUACAGAUUUACACAAAGUAACGUAAUGUAUUGACGACAAGUCCUGUCUGGACAAUAUCAG